AUGGCGGAAGUUAUUGGUGUGGUUUCGGGCGCCAUCACGUUCGCAACUGUUGUCGCCCAAGUCACUGAGUCUAUAAUCACGACCAAAGAUUGCUGGUGCCAGUUUCGUGAUGCACCCACUGACCUCAAAUACCUGAUGCGGGAUCUUGAAUUGUUUGGACUCAUUCUAGCCGAAAUCCAGGAAGAUCAAUCGCAAGACGCAUUCGCAUUCGCCCUAAAGGGCAAUAGACACGCUGUGCAAAGUCUGGAAUUUGGCAGCGAAGCCGCCGCGAACUUGCAAGAGCUAUCUAAUGAGCUUUUGCGUGACAUGAAUUCCUCUCAUCGCCUGCGAAAAUCAUAUGCUGCCGCAAAAAUGGUGAUGCACAGAGGGAAACUAGAAAGGCAUAUGGCCCGACUGCGAAACGCGAUUCAGUUGCUAUCACUGUCUCAGCAGUGCUAUACUAGAGCGCUUCUACGGGUCUAA
This is a messenger RNA of Penicillium canescens, 462 nucleotides long. RefSeq lists its product as uncharacterized. Lineage: Eukaryota; Fungi; Ascomycota; Eurotiomycetes; Eurotiales; Aspergillaceae. The transcript has 2 exons. Bases 1 to 462 code for a protein of 153 amino acids. The record is from RefSeq and is a predicted model, not a curated record.